Molecule: messenger RNA, 2790 nt
Organism: Adineta ricciae
Lineage: Eukaryota; Metazoa; Rotifera; Eurotatoria; Adinetida; Adinetidae
Source: the annotation of a GenBank genome assembly
AUGGAUGGAAAUAAAAAGUUUCGUUCACGUGCACUAAUUGUAAAAACCGCACUACGAUUCAUAACUAAAUCUCGCCGAAAGAGUUUAUUUACAUCGGAGACUUUCUCGUCCGAUGAUUUGUCCUCAACCUUAUCGCCAUUGAAUUCGCCGUGUUUAUCAAAAGAAUUUUAUUAUCAUCAGGAAAAAUAUCAAAAACGCAUUCCGGAUGCUCCGACUAAUGUUCGUCUAAUGGUUACCGGUUCAAAUAGUAUUACUGUGACUUACGAUGAACCACAUCGAUCCAACGGAGCGAUGGUUAUUAAAUAUAAAAUUGAAUGGUGUAUUGAUGAAAGCUUUGAGAACAAUCCGUCAUCGAGUGUUCAAAUUUAUAGCGAUACUGUUAAAAACUGUUUUCUUCGUGAAUAUGUCAUUCGAGAUUUACCGAUUGGACGUAAAUGUUAUGUUCGAGUGUCGGCGGGAAAUAUACGUGGAUUCGGUCCACCGACCAUCGCGAAUCCGCCUUAUUGUGUGCCAUCAAGUUGGCGUGAAUUUGCUAAAACAUCACGUCCAAGUAUAUGUGAUUUGCGAUUCGAAGAAAUUCUUAACAAAAUUCGACCUGAAAAGUUGAACAACGAGCGUGGAGCAACGGGAACAGCUUCUUCACCCUCUUAUUAUACCAAUAAUGGAAGUGUUGAUGGCAAUGAAUCACCUGAAAUGCCAGCGCCUGCGAACUCCACGCGAAAUCGCCGUCGGAGCUACGGUAAUCUUCGACGAAAUCUUCGACAAUUCUUUCAACUUUAUCCACGAUUAGCCAAAACAAUGAAGCGCGGCCUUUACUUAGUCUCGGUCAUAUUGAAUGGCGAACGAAUCUUGGUGACGAACGAAGACGUUCUACCUAUGGUCGAAGUUGAUGAAAACUACGGACAUAAUUUAUUAGCGGAUUUUCAAUGGUUUAUGAAACUAACUUUCGUCUGGGAUGAAUUGAGAAGUUUACGACCCGAUUUAGAGCGCUGCUCGAGCGCUACGACAUUUUAUCUACGAAUGAAACUUGUUCAAGCAGCAAUUGAACUUCAAACGUUAGAGGAAAUCAAUAAUCUCGGCCGUCUUCAUCAUACAUACAUUCGUGACAAUGAUGGUAAUGUCGCUUUUAUUUUAAUCAAUGAUUUAUCAUCCGAGACUCGAUCCAAUGUAUGUCCACCCAAUCUCAAAUGGGUUUCGAUGGCAAAAUUUUUCGAAACGAUCAAAGAAACAGAAACUUUAUCCAACAAUUCCUGCAUUCAACAAAUUACUGAUAAACUUCCGGACAUGAUCGAUUUUUAUCAUGCAUCGAUGCGUCGUCUCGACUCGGGCCUCUACGUUGCCUAUCUUAAGAUGCAAAAUAGCGUUGAUUGCGUUCGUGUCAUGGUCAACCGGUACAUGCCUGGUUCGUUGCCAUGCACAAAGAUCCGUUCAGUAGCAAAUGUUUCCAGGGAAGAAUGGGAAUGGUUACAUAAGAGCUCAUCAAAUGUUGAUAAUGAUGAACCGAUGUUAUCGACAUCAGAAAAUGAAUUGGAUGAAACGAGUCUCUCAAUUUUUAAGUCACAAUUUGAAGAGGCAGCAAAAGAUCUUUGUCUUAUGUUGAAUCUUCCCGAAACACAUUUUUCUAACAGUCGAAUCUACGAUGCACAAGUCGUGGAAAUUCGUGAUGAUCUGUCUUUAAUUAUUUUAAUGUCAACAGCAGACGAAGUUAAUAUUCUUUCUACACCGUCGACAUCAUCAAAACAACGACCUUCAAUUUCAGCUGAUUGUCUCACACCUUUCAUGUAUUUACCUGUAUAUAUUUUCGAAGUUUUACAACAUUUAAGUAAUAAUUACCGUUUCAUAUCACAAUAUAGUCGCGUAUCGAUAUGUUUGGAUUUCGAAUUAAUUUGCGCUCAACAAACUCAACGUGAAGCGUUUUCCACCAAUGAAUUAGAUGAAUCACGUUAUCGCCUUAAUCAUUUAUUAUCGUGUCAACAAGAUUUAGAUGAUAUAUGGCGUUCCUCUCGUUGGCUAGUCGAUGUUAUAAAUUGUGCUAAAGAUAAAUCCUAUUCUGGCAUCUCACUCAAAUCUUGGUUAACAUUUCAAAAGUCGACAAAUAUUCAAAUGAAAAUCACCGCUUCGGAUUCGUCAUCGUCAAACUAUGCAUCGGAUUCCGCUUUGGACGCUGUGAAAUUCAGUAGUUCAACAUUGACUUUGCCAACGACAAUGACUUCCACAUCCUUAUCAUCAUCCUUUUUGAAUGAUACAUCCUUAAUUAUCAAUUGUGACAGUGGUUUUAUUGAUCAUGAGACAACAAAUAAUGAUCGAUUUAUGACAAAUCGCACAUCGACGAUCUCAACGACGGAAUCCAAUGAUCCACUUGAACUAGCAUUUUACAUUCCAAUCUUAACAUCAAAUACCUUAAUACCAUUCAAAUUGCGCACGAAAAGGUUGACAACAGCGUACGAGCUGCUGCAAACCGUUAUCAAACAACAAUCCAUGUUAUUGAAAUCGCUUUCAACAUUAUCAUCAACACCAUCAUUUGUCUUUGUUUGGGUGCGUUCAAAUGGCCGUGAACAAAUUCUCGAAGAUGGACUAACAGCAGGAGAAAUCGAGAAACGUUUAAUACGCUUUGGCGGACAAAUUCAUGUUCGUUCACGCGGCCUAUCUUCAUCACGUUCAUCUCAACCAUUGAACAAAUUAUCUUCGUCUACACGUUUAUCGCCAACGCCCACAUCCGCAGCAUCGAAUCCCAAUGCUUCCAGCACCAGUUCCAUUGGACCAGGAUCCAAUUUAAGUUUAAAUAUUUAA